GUCAUUGGAGGCUUCUGCUCGCAGGAAUUAGCUCUUUGGCGUAGGUCUUGUUUCGUGAGCUGCUCUUGCAAGCUUUAGUAAGCAUGGCUUCCAAUACAAAUGUUUUGAUGCGUCUGGUGGCUUCUGCAUAUUGUAUCGCUAAUAAAGCAGGAACAAUUGUCAGGAAAGUGAUGGCUGGUGGAGACUUGGGCAUAGUGGAGAAGUGUGGAGCUAAUGACCUUCAGACUAAAGCUGACCGACUGGUACAGAUGAGUAUUUGUUCCUCCCUGGCACGGAAGUUCCCAAAGUUGACAAUUAUUGGGGAAGAGGAUCUUCCUUCUGAAGAGGUAAAUGAAGAACUGCUUGAGGAUGGCCAGUGUGAGGAGAUACUGAAGAAAGCAUCCCCUCCCCAAUAUAAUGCCAUCAAGGAGGAAGAGCUUGUUGUAUGGGUUGACCCACUGGAUGGAACCAAAGAAUAUACUGAAGGUCUUCUUGAUCAUGUAACUGUUCUUAUUGGAAUUGCUUAUGAAGGAAAAGCAAUAGCAGGAGUUAUUAACCAACCUUACUACAACUAUGAGGCAGGUGCAGAUGCAGCCCUGGGCCGGACAAUCUGGGGUGUCCUUGGUUUGGGUGCCUUUGGAUUUCAGCUGAAAGAGGUGCCAGCUGGGAAACAUAUCAUCACCACCACACGGUCACACAGCAGCAAAUUGGUCAAUGACUGCAUUAGUGCUAUGGACCCUGAUGCAGUGGUGAGAGUUGGAGGGGCAGGAAAUAAGAUCAUUCAACUUGUAGAAGGCAAGGCUUCUGCUUAUGUAUUUGCCAGCCCUGGGUGCAAAAAGUGGGAUACUUGUGCUCCAGAAGCUAUUUUGCAUGCAGUUGGAGGCAAGCUUACUGAUAUUCAUGGGAAUUACUUUCAUUAUGAUAAAGAUGUCAAGCACAUGAAUUCAGGAGGUGUUCUUGCUGCCUUGAGAAAUUAUGAUUAUUAUGCAACUAGAGUUCCUGAGGCAGUAAAACAAGCUCUUGUGCCUUAAAAGAUGAAUGGUACAUUCCACUUGGUUGAGAAGGAACAUCUCUAUUAUUCUUCACUGAAAUUGGUUACAGUUUAUGGAACUGGGUUAACGUUUUAUUCUGCCAUAAUGCUUAGUGAUCUGUGUUUUUUGUUUGUUAAUUGAUGUACUGGUGAGAAUUUGCCCUGAGUGUAGGUUGGAAUAAUGUAUUGCUUUUUAUUAGCAUCCUUUAAAAUAUGUAUGUUUAAUGUGACAAUUCCAUAUACAUUUUUGUUGAGCCGUUGGAUCUGAUACAAAUCCUAUUACCUUGUUAACUGAAGGAAAGACACAAAAACUGUAAUCGGACCUCUCUUGCCUUUUGAUGGUACCAGCCACCUAUGUCUGUAAAUGUAUAUAGUUCAGCUUUUACACACAGAACAUCAUUUAUUUAGAGUGGAUUCUAAAUGUCAUAGAGAAUAAAGUAAUGAUUCAUGUAUCAAAUUUCUGUAAUUAUAAAAGCUUACAAGGAAGAGAGAGGCUGAAGGCUUAGAGUCAGUUCCUAUUCACCGUGUUGCUUGACUUGAGCUCGUUUCACUCUUUCUACAGCUUCCAUAAUACAGUACUUUACAAGAUUAGAAUCUAGCUCUCAUAUGACUUUUCUUACAUGGAAUAAUACUGAAAGUAUACUGAUCUUUUUGUAAAACAGUCAUUUAAAAGGAACACAGAUGGAGUUGCAUAAAACUAAGAUGAUUAAUC
Eublepharis macularius is the source of this 1721-nucleotide messenger RNA. It is a transcript of the gene BPNT1, whose product is annotated as 3'(2'), 5'-bisphosphate nucleotidase 1. The record is from RefSeq and is a predicted model, not a curated record. The coding region runs from base 84 to 1010 and encodes 308 amino acids. NCBI's taxonomy places the organism in Eukaryota, Metazoa, Chordata, Lepidosauria, Squamata, Eublepharidae. The transcript has 9 exons. Gene Ontology annotation, biological process: phosphatidylinositol phosphate biosynthetic process. Gene Ontology annotation, molecular function: 3'(2'),5'-bisphosphate nucleotidase activity.